Molecule: messenger RNA, 1302 nt
Organism: Anopheles darlingi
Lineage: Eukaryota; Metazoa; Arthropoda; Insecta; Diptera; Culicidae
Product: cytochrome P450 4d1-like
Exons: 5
Coding region: 1-1302 (433 amino acids)
Molecular function (GO): oxidoreductase activity, acting on paired donors, with incorporation or reduction of molecular oxygen; iron ion binding; heme binding
Source: RefSeq, a predicted model, not a curated record
AUGAGUAGUGAUCGUGAAUCGGUUCUUCUCAGCAGUUCCAAAUAUAUCAAUAAAUCAGGUGAAUACGACUUCAUAAAGCCUUGGCUAGGGGACGGUUUGCUAAUCAGCAGCGGACGUAAAUGGCAGGCCCGCCGGAAAGUGAUAACACCAUCAUUUCACUUCAAGAUCCUCGAUCAGUUUGUGGAAAUCUUCGAUCAGCAGGGGUCCACGUUGGUUGACAUACUGCACCUGUUUGCGAAAUCAGGCGAAACGUUCGAUGUUUUCCCCCUGGUGACCCUGUACGCUUUGGAUGUGAUAAGCGAAUCGGCCAUGGGUACCAAAGUGAACGCUCAAAUCAACUCGGAAUCAGAAUACGUGAAGGCAGUGAAAGAAAUAACGAAUCUAAUACAAUACCGAUUCUAUGACUUUUUGCUACGCUAUGAUUUUUUCUUCCGUUUAUCGGCAAACCGACGCAAACAGCUGAAGACGCUGGCGAUUUUGCACGGCUAUACCGAUAGCGUGAUCAGUGCGAGACGCAAGGAAUUGACGAAAAAGUCGUUGAACGGUGCUGGUGACGCAGUUCAAGCGAUCGAUGACGAUGUUGGUUCGAAGAAGCGUAUGGCCUUCCUGGAUUUGCUGUUACAGUCAACGAUCGACGGAAGACCACUGACGGAUUUGGAGCUCCGUGAGGAGGUGGAUACUUUCAUGUUCGAGGGGCAUGAUACUACGACGAGCGCGAUAAGCUUUCUUUUCUAUAGCUUGGCCUACAAUCCCCACGUGCAGCAAAAGGUGUUCGAGGAAGUACGGAACAUCAUCGGUGAUGAUCGAUCCGAACCCAUUACCAUGGCUAAGCUGAAUGAAAUGCACUACUUGGAACUGGUCAUUAAGGAGACACUUCGCUUGUAUCCCUCUGUGCCGAUGUUUGGAAGGAAAAUGAUGGAAAACACCGAGAUCAAUGGAAAAAUAUUUCCCAGUGGCGCAAACGUGAUCGUGAUGCCAUUUUUCUUGGGACGUAAUCCGAAGCAUUUCCCGGAUCCGCUGGUAUUCGAUCCGGAGCGGUUCAACGUGGAGACGUCGGCAGAGAAGACGAACCCGUACCAGUAUAUUCCGUUCAGUGCCGGGCCGCGGAACUGUAUCGGUCAAAAGUUUGCAAUGCUGGAGAUUAAGAGUGUGGCCAGCAAAGUGAUUCGCCAAUACGAGCUACUACCGCCGGCCGAGCCACAAAACAUUUCGUUCAUUGCGGAACUGAUUUUGCGUCCAGAACAUGGAAUACCCUUACGCGUGAGGACUCGCACGGAUUUUGUGAGCAGUGAUGUUUACUGA